AGUGUUAUUUUUCUGUCUAAAUAGCAAACAAACAAACAAAAAAACAGAAAAAAUAUCAACAACAGUCAUAGUAGAGAUGGAUAAGAGAAACUUGUGCCUAAUAGUGACUCUGCUACUCUUAUCCAUCUUUUCACAAGUAACCAUUGCUGAUCAACCAGAAGGCAAAGGUAAGGAGGUGAAUGCAGUUGCUCCGAAUCCCGGUUAUGUUGCAUUGGAUCCAUUGCCAGGUACGGGGCAAGAACGUGCGUUCUGCACCGUUCAGGGAGUUUGUUACUACAGAACUCUUACCUGUCCAACAGAGUGUCCUCAAAGGAAGCCUAAACAGAACAAGAAGCAGAAGGGAUGCUAUAUUGAUUGCAGCAGCAAGUGUGAAGCAACUUGCAAGUGGAGACUACCUAGGUGUGAUGGUUAUGGUGCUCUAUGCUACGAUCCGAGAUUUGUGGGUGGUGACGGGGUGAUGUUCUACUUCCAUGGAGCAAAGGAUACCGACUUUGCCAUUGUUUCAGAUGACAACCUCCACAUUAAUGCACAUCUAAUUGGGACACGACCACAGGGAAGGAAGCGCGACUAUACAUGGGUUCAAACAUUGUCAGUCAAGUUUGACACCCAUACAUUAGUCGUAGGAGCAACGGAAGUGUCACAUUGGGAUGAUAAGGUUGAUGCUCUUAUUGUACAGUGGAACGGUGAGACAGUUAAUGUCCCAACAGAUGGAGAUGCAGAAUGGAGUGUUAACACUGCUGAGAGAUCAGUCGUGGUCGAAAGGACAGAUGAUCUCAACAGUGUGAGGGUCACAGUAUCUGAACUGUUGCAAUUAGAUGUGAAGGUAGUACCCAUUGGAGAAAAAGAAAACAAGGUUCACAACUAUCAGCUACCAGCAGAUGAUGCUUUUGCUCACUUAGAGACACAAUUUAAGUUUUUUAAUCUAUCUAAAGACGUCGAAGGAAUUCUUGGCAAGACUUACCAGCCGGGAUAUGUUAGUCCAGUCAAGAGAGGGGUGCCGAUGCCAAUCAUGGGUGGAGAAGACAAGUAUCAGACACCAUCACUCCAUUCAGCUAUCUGCAAGAAAUGCAGGUUCCAAAGACCCUCAAGUGUGGCCUCAGCUUGAUAAUCUUGAUAAAGAUAUUAACCAAUAAGUGUAUUGUGUAUUGACUAAAAUAUUGCUAUUAAUCUGAUUGUAUUUGGAUGUGUUACUAAAUAUGUGAAUAAAGGAUGCGAAAAUCACGCAGAAAUUUUCGAGUUUA
This is a messenger RNA of Solanum stenotomum, 1241 nucleotides long. RefSeq lists its product as uncharacterized. The record is from RefSeq and is a predicted model, not a curated record. The transcript has 2 exons. Lineage: Eukaryota; Viridiplantae; Streptophyta; Magnoliopsida; Solanales; Solanaceae. The coding region runs from base 77 to 1105 and encodes 342 amino acids.